CCUCAAGUCCUGCUCUCUGUCUCCGGUUGUCAUUCAAAAGAGUGAUGUGAUCCAUCCCUCCCUUCCCAACUCAUCUUCUGCUUCAUCUCCUCUCCCAAACUUCCAUUUUCAGUCUGCGCUUUCCUUUUUACAACCCAAGACCGUGGAACACUGUUGUAUGGCAAAAAUGUUGUGCCUCUUAAUAAUUGCGACGAUUAUGCUUAUUGUUACAGAGCUCCUAAUAAUCAAAUGUCUCAUGGAGGUAUAUUUGUAACUCUUGGAAACCUUUCAUAUUCCCCACCUAACCCAAAUUUCAUUCUUUCGGACUUCUUUGGCCCUGAUCUUUUUGGCGUUCCAUUGUCACCCUUAGUAACUUCGUGGACCAUGAAGCCUGCAGGGACUGAUGGUAAGCUUUGCCAAAUAUUCCCCCGUGCUUUAGCUCCGAAGCCUCCUCCUCUCACAGUUGCGCCUCCGUUACUCGUUUGGGACGACCAUAACAAAGAUGAGGAUUCUUCUGCUCCAACUCCACGGAGGCGCAGGCGGUUCGAUGGAACCGCUGCUGAGACCCGUCUUCAACGAAUGAUCAGGAACCGGGCAGCUUCCGAAAGGACAAGGAUCCGAAGGAAGGCCUACGAUAGCCAACUCAUGGCUGAAAUUACAUUUCUCAGAGAGGAGAACAAGAAAUUGAAGCAAAAGGAGAAGGAGCUUCUCGAGGCUUCAGAGGCAGCCCGUCCUUUGUACCAGAAGAUCAGGCGGUCUUUCAGCGCUCCUUUUUAAGGAGUAUGACCAUGGGUCAUUGCCUCAUUGGUUGACUAGUGUGUCUGACUCUGUUACUUUUCUUUUAUGUUAAUGUUAUGAGGUUGUUUUCUUGAGUUUCUAAUGUUUUUGAGUAAGAGGUUCAGUAGAAAUCUUAGCUGUUUAGCUUUUCGUUUACCUCAAAGAAAAGAGAAGAGGAAGAGAAAGUGUUUUGGGGGUUAAAUGCUUUUGUAAAUGAGUUUAUGCCUCUGUCUAGGAGCAGCAGUUCAUUUCACUUUUAUUAUGUACA
Pistacia vera is the source of this 1024-nucleotide messenger RNA. Its product is annotated as ABSCISIC ACID-INSENSITIVE 5-like protein 2. The record is from RefSeq and is a predicted model, not a curated record. The coding region runs from base 229 to 756 and encodes 175 amino acids. Gene Ontology annotation, biological process: positive regulation of DNA-templated transcription. The transcript has 3 exons. Lineage: Eukaryota; Viridiplantae; Streptophyta; Magnoliopsida; Sapindales; Anacardiaceae. Gene Ontology annotation, molecular function: DNA-binding transcription factor activity.